Molecule: messenger RNA, 585 nt
Organism: Rotaria sp. Silwood2
Lineage: Eukaryota; Metazoa; Rotifera; Eurotatoria; Philodinida; Philodinidae
Source: the annotation of a GenBank genome assembly
AUGUUAUUCAAGACUGAUAUUAUUGUAAUAUGUACAUUAUCAAAAUAUUUACUCGAUAGUGUUUUUGCAGCAUGUGGAAACUCUUUAAAAAAAUUAUUCGAUAUAAAAAUAAAGGAAAAUCCUAAAACUUCUGUUAUCGAUAUUACUACCGAUGGUAAAAUUCCAUCAAAAGUAAUUUAUUUUAUUGUAUGGCAACCUGAUUCUGAUUCUAAUCUACUUUAUCAAUCAAUACCAGAAUUACUUUCAACUAUAAUAGAAAAAGCAAUAAAUGAAAAUUAUAAAAGUAUUGCAUUUUCACCUAUUGGUUGUGAUCAUUAUGGAUGUUCAAUUAAACUUAUUGCUCAAACAUUUAUUAGACAAGUUCAAGAGCAAAUAAUUAAAUAUCCAAUGAAAAUUUUAUUUGUUAUUCCAUCAGAUAGAAUUGAUAUCUAUGAUGAAUUCUAUAAACAACUUAAUUCAUUUCAACAACAUGAACAAAAUCCAAUAAAAAAAUCAGUAUCAAUAACAAUUGAAAAAGGAAAAAUUGAAAUUGAACAAGGAGAUAUUAUUAAACAAAAUGUAAUUAUUAUUAUUAAUUUAAAAUGA